This is a messenger RNA of Camelina sativa (false flax), 755 nucleotides long. RefSeq lists its product as uncharacterized. The record is from RefSeq and is a predicted model, not a curated record. NCBI's taxonomy places the organism in Eukaryota, Viridiplantae, Streptophyta, Magnoliopsida, Brassicales, Brassicaceae.
CAACAAGUCAAAUCCGGUUUUUGUGUGUGUUUUCAAUUAAUUUUGUUAACAGAGACGAGAGAGUGGGGGAGAUGAGGAGAAGAGGCAAGGAAGAAGACGAAGUGGAGCUUUUGCUUCAAGCUGCUCAAGAUGAGAUGAUACUCAAGCUCUCUGUUGAUUCCCACGCUUCUCGAUCUUCUUCCGAUUACUUAGAUCCAGAUCUCCAUUCUAGAUUCCUCGCUCUCAAAUCUCAGAAGAAGAAUAAAGAUCAUCAGAAACGACGGCCGAGAUCGCCGACGAAAUCAAAGGAUGUGACUGAAGAGACGCCGGAAGAUCUCAUGCUCAGAUUCUCGGCUCUCAAGACUUCUCUCCCCUCCGCAUCUUCUUCGCCUUCGUCCUCUGUUUCCAAACCUGUUCUUCUUCAGGAUGAGAUCGAAGAAGAAGAAAUCGGAGAAGAUGCUGAAGUGGAGAAACUGAUUCAAUGGGCUAUAGACGCCGCUCGUCUCGAUCCUUCUCCUCCGUCUGACGAUGAUGACAAUCAGAGUUCCGAUGACGAUGAUGAUUCAACGAGAGUUGUCAAACGCUAAUUAUAUCAACUUGGCUCUCUACUUUAAGGUUGGUACAAAGAUAAGAGAUUAGGACAGUGGGAGCUUCUUAAUGAACUCUAAUACAGCUUUGGCAGUGUUAGUGGCAGCCAAAGAUCCAAACUUAUGAACUGUGUUAGCUCCUCCUACUCCAGCUAAAUCUGAUAACCCCCUUAUCACGAUUAUUGGAUA